GGGAAGUAAACAGUUUCAAAUGUGUCCGCUGCCUGGAAAGUAGCUAGUAUUCCAAGAGUGUGAAACAUUAGAGAUGAAAUACGCGGCAUUUCUACUGUGCUUUGGUCUUUCCCUUUAUUUUCAGGAAUAUGCAUUUUCAAGAAGUGUCAAUGGACAGCGGAAAUGGCCAGUUCCUUACAGGCGAUUUGAUCACCGUCCUGAAAACGAUCCGUACUGUCAAGCUUUGUAUCCUUUCUGUCCAACUGGACAAUGGGAUGGCCGUAUUCCUUACUUGAGAGAUACUGAUAUCAUUGAAGUGUUUCGACUUCAAACUCCCGUAUGGGAAUUUAAAUAUGGAGAUCUUCUUGGGAAAUUUCAUAUUAUGCACGACGCCAUAGGGUUCAGGAGCUAUGAAACUGGUAUGAAUUACACCAUGGAGUGGUAUGAACUUUUUCAACUGGGAAACUGCACCUUUCCCCAUGUAAGGCGAGACCGCAGUGCCCCCUUCUGGUGUAACCAGGGUGCCGCAUGCUUCUAUGAGGGCAUAGACGACGCUCACUGGGCGCAGAAUGGAACUUUGGAGAAAGUGGGAGUGAUGACAGGUGCACAGUUUAAUGAAAUGGCCCAGUGGAUACAUGAGGACAACGACACCGGGAUCUUUUAUGAGACCUGGACAGUGCGCGCCAGUCCCCACCCGAAUUCCACUGUGUGGUUCGAGUCCUACGACUGCUCGCAGUUUGUGCACCGCACGUACGGGAAGAUGGCAGAGAUGGGAGUGGCUCUCAAAAGCAGGACACAGACCAACUACACCAAGAUCUACCUGUACAGCGGAGAGCCGACCUUCCUGGGGAACGACAGCACCAUCUUUGGGCAGUCCUCCACGAAAGGCCUGGCUGCAGACAUCAGGAGCUUCUACCUGCAUUUCCGCCCACAUCAAUCACCCAUAGACUUUGUUGCCAGCCUCUUGGAGAUCUUAAAAAAGGUGGUGUGGGAGCAGAGCUUUUAUCUUUUCUAUAAUUUUGAGUACUGGCUCUUGCCAAUGAAACCCCCCUAUAUCGAAAUUACCUACGAAGAGAUUCCUUUGCCAGCACCAGCCCAAUGGUCGCGGAAGUCUGGGAAAGUACCGUGAACCAUUGGAAGACCCCUCUGCAGUGUUGUACAAAAGAAACAGUUCACAUAGCCUGACUGAAACUUGCAUCCAGAAAGAAAUAAUGGCAAUCCUAACAAAAUAUUGAGCAACAUUUAAAAAUCUUUUUUUUUUUUGUUUUUUUACGUAACAGAAUAAUGUAGAAGUGUGAAGCCAAUUGUACCCGAACCAAUGCAGCGCAUUCUGUGACAUACUUCUGAAUACUGAUACUUGUGCAUUGUUUUACUCUUUAACAAGUGACCCUCUGUGAUCAAUCUCUGAAAAAAUGCUUUUACUUAACAGGAAUUGGUGUUAAUCUCGGGUAUUGAUAGGGCUAACAGUAAAUUCUACUUCAAAUUACAGUGCAUAAAAAUGUCCUGCUAUGGUGAUUUGUGGGUAAGUAGGACUGCAUAAAGGUAAUUCCCCUGUGUAAAUAUGCUGUAUCUACUAGGUAUGUUUUUGUAGCAUUACUUGUUAUAUGGCAUAUCAAUGUACAGCAUUACCUCUGCCGUGCAGAACAAUUGUGUUAUAUUACGCGGGUGUGAGUUUAAAGGGCUUCCAGUGUUAUCAAAUGGCAUUGUAAAACAGAAGAACAAAUUGCAUGGUAAUUUCACUGUGUCUAUUCAUGCAUUUUACAGAGAAAU
Megalops cyprinoides (Indo-Pacific tarpon) is the source of this 1749-nucleotide messenger RNA. It is a transcript of the gene cln5, whose product is annotated as CLN5 intracellular trafficking protein. Gene Ontology annotation, cellular component: lysosomal membrane; lysosome. Bases 74 to 1108 code for a protein of 344 amino acids. The transcript is spliced from 4 exons. Lineage: Eukaryota; Metazoa; Chordata; Actinopteri; Elopiformes; Megalopidae. The record is from RefSeq and is a predicted model, not a curated record. Gene Ontology annotation, molecular function: hydrolase activity, acting on glycosyl bonds. Gene Ontology annotation, biological process: lysosome organization.